UAACCAUUUUAUUCUUGCUUCAUGUUUGUUUUCUUUCCCUCUAUUUAUGAACACAUUGAACUAGCGAAAUGAGGGUGGAUUCUUGUAUUUUACCAUCCACCCUCUUUUUUUCUUUUUCUUUUCUUUUCUUUGAUUGAAAAAGUACUUGCUGUCAAAUUCUUUUAGUCACGCCAAUCUCUUCGAUUAAGAGGGAGGCCCUCUCCAAAAUUUCUGGGCAUGCCUUCCAACUGUUUGAUGAAAUUCCCCUUUAACUGCUACAUUGCUUCUGCCUAUAAGCAUAGAUUCAGUCAGGCCUAAUUUACGCCUAGUAGCUUUUUUCUUCUGCCUGCUCCUUUACUGUUGAUUUUGAAGUGGAAUUUCGGGCUGGAAGAUAGUGAAAUCAUGAAGAAUGUGGAAGACACCGGGCUUAUGGAUUUUCUCAAAGUUCUUCCUCCAGUGGAGUUCUGCUGCAUGUAUGGUUCGACUCUGCAUCCAAACAAUCACGACAAGUCAAAAAUGGUUGACCUUAUUCUUGGCGUUUCUGACCCUCAAAAAUGGCACGAGAAGAACAUUCAAUUAAACAAAGAUCACUAUGCCUCAUGGAUGGUGUACUUUGGAGGGGGGAAACUGGUUACUGAAGUUGCAGAUGAAAUUGGAGUUGGAGUACAUUUUAAUCCGUAUGUUACGUGGAAUAAGAAGAUGCUUAAGUAUGGGGUUGUGCGGAUGCAUGAUUUGAUACAGGACAUACUAUAUUGGAAGACAUUCUACCUCAGUGGCCGUUUGCAGAAGCCGGUUAAUAUACUAGUGGACUCACUGGAUGUUCAACAGCUGAACUCUGUGAAUCUGAGGUCUGCAGUAUCUGCAGCUCUCCUUCUUCUGCCACCCGAGUUUACUGAGGUUGACUUGUAUGCCAAAAUAUGCAGCCUUUCGUACAUGGGUGAUUUGCGUAUGCUUUUUGCAGAGGACAGGGAUAAGGUCAUCAGUAUAGUUCGAGGGCAAUUCCAGCUGUUCCAGUCAAUGUACCAACCCAGUCUUGAACAGUACAAAGCAAAGGAGUUGUUGCAAUUCUCAUCGCCUGGAAGUCACCAGGCAAAUAUAUAUCAGGAUUGUGGAUUAGCAGCAACGGAGUUUUUGGUUUCAUCUUUGCCAACGACGGUCCGGAACACAAUGGGGAUAAAACUUGGCGAGAAGAGAAGUCUGAGUGGAUCUGGGGGAGUCACAAACCAAGUGUUAAUCCGGUCGAGAAAAGAGGCAGUAGAUUGCAUGCAGGGGGCUUUGAGGCGAAAGGUGAUGGUUUCAAGCGCAAGACAGGCGGUGUCCGGUCUAUUGGCUGUAGGUGGUGUCAAGGCUGCCAAGUAUCUUGCAAGUAAAAUGUGCAAGGCUUGGAGAUCCUGGAGAUGAAAGUGAAGCCAUUUCGGUACCGUUCUCAUUGCCUGUUUCUUUUUUACUUUCAGUUUUCAGUUUCUUACGCUUUAAGAAUAAUAAUUAAGAAUGUAUUCUAUAAUCGUUUCUUUUAUUAGUUUUAUUUAAAGAGGCACUAAAGAUUUCUUUCAUUGUUGUUAUUAUGUUUUAUAAUAAAAAAAAAAUACAUAUGGCAACCAUUUAUGAUUCUCUGAAUGUGGACUCUAACGAUGUUAAUGUAUGGGUAUCACAUCAAUAAAAGGUGGGUUUCUGCCCCAGGACCA
Molecule: messenger RNA, 1664 nt
Organism: Cucurbita maxima (winter squash)
Lineage: Eukaryota; Viridiplantae; Streptophyta; Magnoliopsida; Cucurbitales; Cucurbitaceae
Product: phosphatidate cytidylyltransferase, mitochondrial
Exons: 11
Coding region: 382-1380 (332 amino acids)
Biological process (GO): CDP-diacylglycerol biosynthetic process; cardiolipin biosynthetic process
Cellular component (GO): mitochondrion
Molecular function (GO): phosphatidate cytidylyltransferase activity
Source: RefSeq, a predicted model, not a curated record